AUGGCAGCGGCACGGGAGCCCAGGCUGCUAACAGUGGCAGCAGCCCAGCUUGGCCCAGUAACCAGCUUGGACACACCGCGUGAGGAAGUGCUGAGGCGGAUGACCAAGCUCCUGGACGAGGCUGCAGAAAAGAAGGUCAGACUGGUCGUGUUCCCGGAGCUCGCCUUUACCACUUUCUUUCCGGGCUAUGUCAUAAACGACAGCGAGGAACUCGCUUCGUUCUUCGAGCCUGCAUCGCCCUCAGACCCGUAUGCGAUCGUCAGGUCCCCCAACGCUAAACCACUCGUCGACAAAGCAGACGAGCUUGGCAUCGACAUCUCGUUCGGCUACGGAGAGAGGUGGACUGCCGAGGGCGGCAAGGUGACCGAUUACAAUACCGCAAUCUACUACUCUGCCGCCCGGAAACGAUGCAUCGCCAAGUACCGGAAGAUCCAUCUGCCGGGGCGAUACGAACCGGACACGCGCCCAGGGGUCACGCAGCAGCUUGAGAAGCGCUACUUCACGCCUGGAGAUCUCGGCUUCCAGGCAUUCCGCGUACCCGGACUGGUGCAGGGAGCGUUGAAGUCUGGUCAUGUCCAAGGCCUGCCCGACCCCAAGGAUGCCGAGGGCAGGGGCGAUCCCAUACUGGGCAUGCUGAUCUGCAACGACCGCCGAUGGGCCGAGGGGUGGAGAUGCUAUGGCUUGCAGGGCAUCGAGCUUCUCUUGGAAGGAUACAACACGACAGCCUUCGCGCCUCAGUACGAGGGGUCAAACGAGGAGCAGGAACAGGAAGCCUUGUUCCACCACCGUCUGUCCUGCCAAGCGGGAAGCUACCAGAACGCUUGCUACAGCGUGCACGCGGGCAAGGCCGGCACUGAAGACCACGGGUCGCUGAUUGCCGGCUCCUCCAUCGUCGACCCCAACGGACACGUCAUCGCCGAGUCCAAGACCAAGGGCGACGAGCUCGUCUUUGCUACCCUCGACCUCAGCAAGUGCCUGAAAGGCAAGGAGAGGGUGUUUGCGUUUGAGAAGCAUCGGAGGGUCGAGCAUUACUCGCGUCUGAUAGAUCAAGUUGGCACGGAGGAGCCAGCGCUGCUGAGCGAGUAG
Thyridium curvatum is the source of this 1086-nucleotide messenger RNA. RefSeq lists its product as uncharacterized. Bases 1 to 1086 code for a protein of 361 amino acids. Gene Ontology annotation, molecular function: hydrolase activity, acting on carbon-nitrogen (but not peptide) bonds, in linear amides. The record is from RefSeq and is a predicted model, not a curated record. The transcript is spliced from 2 exons. NCBI's taxonomy places the organism in Eukaryota, Fungi, Ascomycota, Sordariomycetes, Thyridiales, Thyridiaceae.